This is a messenger RNA of Tremella mesenterica DSM 1558, 528 nucleotides long. RefSeq lists its product as uncharacterized. The record is from RefSeq and is a predicted model, not a curated record. The transcript has 2 exons. Bases 1 to 528 code for a protein of 175 amino acids. Lineage: Eukaryota; Fungi; Basidiomycota; Tremellomycetes; Tremellales; Tremellaceae.
AUGUCCGAAGUUAUGAACACCCUAAGCCAACUUGGGGCUGAAUUGGACGGGGCAUUAUUCCGGGCAAACCAACAGAUUUCUUCAGAGAUUUGCCACGCCGUAAAGGAUUCUGUUUCCUUGCGUACCACCUGGCCAACAGGUCUUGAGGCAGCUCGGAUAUGCCGUCGGGCCAUCGAACUAAAUACUCACCAGUCGGCAGUAUUGAGGGAUGAAGCUGACGAAGAUGAGCGAAUCGAGAUGGAAUCUGAUACUGAAAGUGCUUGGGGUGGUGAUACGUCUAGUCACUCGGAUCACCAGGAUGGAGCCGAGGAGGAAGACUUCCAACAAGGGGAUUACGGUGAAAGUCAGGACGAGGAAGAUAUAAUUUCCUGGGAAGAUAAAUACUCCACCAUCGUGAGAGCCAGUUUGAACUUAGCUCGUCUGCUCAGAUCGACCGCGCUUCUUGGUGACAGGCGUGACAAAGAGACCCAAGCUCUUCAGUGCUCCAACGUGGUGAGAUGUUUCGCCCAGGAUUACGGUAUUGCGUAG